CGGGCCUGUAUAUAACGUAGAUCACAACGAUCACGCGUCAGUUGCCUUCGGCGGGCCCACUCACGCGUACCGUUUACACCGCGUGGCUGCAGUGCAUGUGUAUAUACCCACACUGCUUCUCAGUGUGUCUCUACGGCGAGUUUUUCACAGAUCAGAGGUUCACAGGUGACAUAAUUGUGCCUGAAUACAGCUAGCGGAAUACGCCGAGAAGAGGAUUAAAAAGGACGGGAGAGAAGAGGUUAAGGUUCCUGAACUGCGAGUACCUAUAUAUACUUACCACAUGUUACUUACCACGACUGCAGAAGAACGCCGUCUGCUGUGACAGGAAUACGCUGAGUGGAGCAAUCGAUCGUCACGAGUCCGAGCGUCAACGUCAACGAUUAUAGAAGAUUUGUGUCCCGUUAUCUAGUGCCAAUUAAACAUGCAAUUUGCAGUGUGAAGGAUCAAGAUAAAGUGUCAUUAAUUCCUGAAAGUGUAAAUACCGAUCAUUCCACCUAAUCGAGAUUCUUGGAACCUGAAUGGAUGCUACUGGGCAUCCGAUGAGACGCUACGAUCAUGGACAAUACGAAAGUUACUCAUAAUCCCAAUCCGAGGGAAAAUGCCAACACGUUUUCAGUUCUAUUCUGGUGGUGGACGGUUGGCUUGUUCAAAAAGGGCUACAGCAAGGUUCUCGGACCGGAGGACCUCUACGAUCCAGUGAGCACUGACAGGUCCGCCGUACUGGGUGAUCGGUUGGAAAAACGAUGGCUGGCCGAAGUUUCGAACGCGAGGAAAGUGCAAAGGCGACCGAACCUCUUGAAAACAGUCUUUCGAACGUUCCUUUUCGAGUAUUUUAUCCUGGGAUUGAUUCAGAUACUCAACGAGUUUGUUUUGAGGUUGGGCACACCAAUACUACUCGGCGCUCUGCUCAGGCACUUCAAACCAGAGCCGACGACUACCUACGAGGCGGCGCUAUGUUACGCCGGUGGAAUAUCAAUCGCCAUAGCCAUAAACGCUAUUACCAUGAACCAGGGUCUUUUCGAUGCGUUUCACAUUGGAAGCAGGAUCCGCAUUGCCGUCUGCUCCAUUGUUUAUAGAAAGGCACUGAAGCUAAAUCUCACUGCUCUCGGCGAGACGGCUCCAGGCAAGGUGGUGAACCUCGUGGCGAACGAUGUCAACCGAUUCGACCUGGUCUCGAUUACCCUUCACCACAUGUGGUCGGCGCCGAUAUCCGCCGUCAUCAUCUCGUACUUCCUCUACCGCGAAGCUGGUUGGGCUGGGCCAAUCGGCAUGAUCGCCGUCUUCAUAGUCGCUCCUAUCCAGUCUUACACCGGCAAGCUGUCCUCGAAGUUCCGUCUGCAAACGGCGAUAAAAACCGACGAGCGAGUCAGACUGAUGGACGAGAUAAUCUCCGGCGUUCAAGUGAUCAAAAUGUACGCCUGGGAGAAACCCUUCUGCGCACUGGUGGGUCUGGCUCGUAAGCUCGAGCUUAGGGUCGUCCGGAAGGCUUCCUACAUCCGAGGCAUCUACAUGACCUUCAAUCUGUUCACGACACGUUGCGCGCUCUUCAUGACCCUACUGACGCUGAUGCUGUCCGGUGAAAACCUCACCGCUGAUAAGGUCUUCGUCUUCUCGUCCUACUUCAACAUCCUCGCGCAGACCAUGACCGGUAUGUUUGUGCGUGGCUUCGCCGAGAUAGCCGAGUGUCUCGUCGCGUUGAGGCGACUCCAGACCUUCUUGACUUUCGAGGAGUUCCAGACCGGUAACGUCACCAACGAUCUGCUCUUCUCGACAAGCAACGGAAGCGUCAACAUAGAUUCCAAGUACAAUUCGACCAGGAGUCUUAAGCAGGAUCUGCCGUACAUCGACGAGGAUGUGGGCUACGGCGAUAGAUCGGCCAAUAGGGACCAGAAUUUGGCUGUGUUGGCGAGCGAUUUGCUGAAGAAGCAGGCCAAUGGCGAUGCGAAAGAUGGUUAUCACGUUAACAAUAUCAGCAGUAGUAACCAUAACCUCGAUUCUCGUGAUACCUGGGCGGUGAAACUUGACCAUGUUACGGCCAAAUGGGAGAUCCACUCAUCGGAGACGACCCUCGAGGACGUCAACCUGGAGGUGGAAAAAGGCAAGCUCUACAUAGUCAUCGGAAUGGUUGGCUCGGGCAAGAGUUCCCUUCUUUCCACUGUCCUCGGCGAGAUCAACCUGAUCGAGGGUAACGUCAGGGUCAAGGGUGGCAUCAGCUACGCCAGUCAAGAGGCCUGGGUCUUUGGCUCCAGCGUCAGGCAGAACAUCAUCUUCGGCCAAGAGUUCGACAGACAGAGAUACCAGAAGGUGGUUAAGGCUUGUGCUUUGCAGAAAGAUUUUAAACAGUUUCCUCACGGUGAUCAGACCAUCGUUGGAGAGAGAGGAGGCUCGUUAUCCGGAGGACAGAAAGCUAGGAUCAAUUUGGCGAGGUCGAUCUACAGGCAGGCGGAUAUCUACCUACUGGAUGAUCCGUUGAGUGCGGUUGACACCCACGUCGGCAAGCACUUGUUCAAAGACUGCAUUCAGAAGUACCUGUAUGGCAAGACUCGCAUUCUGGCGACGCAUCAGCUUCAGUUCAUCAAAGGCGCUGAUGCAAUCAUCCUUAUAGACCAGGGUAAAAUCAAGCAGUACACCGACUAUCACAAACUGCUCACUGCACACCCAGAAUACGGUACUCUCAUUGCCGAGGAAAAGGCUGGAGAUACGAGCGAUGACUCCUCCAUUGAAAGAUCUCACAUCAGACGGCAGUUCUCUUCGUCCAGUACCAGAAGUCGAACACCGAAUCCCAGCGGUGGGGAGACGGACGGAGAAGACGAGGAGGCGGACCAAGAGCAGUUGGCUGACAAGAUCGAGGGAACGUCUCGUGGUGCCGUAAAGGGUAGUCUUCUGGUGGAAUACUUUAGAGUUGGAUCGAACAUCAUGUACUUGGGCGUGAUAAUAUUCUUGUUUCUCAUUACCCAGUGCGUAACUAGCUUCAACGAUUACUUCGUCACAAUACUUGUAACCGCCGAAGAAUCCCGAGCCUACUACAAAGACCUCCACGAGCAGGAGCAAAAUGGCACAGAGUUAAUAGUGAGACGUAACGCCACAGUUCUGGACGAGGCGGACCUGUACCCGCGAAAUAACUACAUCUACGUAUACUCGGCUGUCGUCUUCUCGAUUUUCUUCAUAGGCAUGAUCCGUUCCAUUACCUUUUACAACAUCUGUUUGAGCUGUAACCAGCGUAUUCACGACCUCGUUUUCGGUGCUCUCAUUCGUGCGAAGAUGCGAUUCUUCGAUACUAACCCCAGCGGUAGAAUCCUCAACAGGUUCUCGAAGGAUAUGGGAGCUAUCGAUGAGUUACUGCCAAAAGCGAUGCUGGACGCGGGCCAGAUCAUCCUCGCGAUGGUUGGUGCGAUCGUGGUAGCCUGCGCCGUCAACCCUAUCUUCCUGGUGCCUCUUUGUGCCAUCGCGAUUGUGUUCUUCUUUAUCAGAAGGGUCUACCUGAAGACUAGCAAGAACGUGAAGAGGCUUGAGGGAAUGACUCGAUCCCCAGUGUUCACACACCUUAACGCAACUCUCAACGGCCUGUCCACUAUAAGAGCCUAUAACGCUGAAACUAUUCUUAAGAAGGAGUUCGAUAAGUUCCAGGACGUGCACACUUCCUCUUGGUACAUGUUCAUCGCGACGAGUAGUGCCUUCGGCUUCUCCCUCGACAUCUGCUGCUUCAUCUUCACCACUUUGGUGACCUUCAGCUUUCUUCUUUUAGAAGACAACUUCUCGGGAGGUCAGGUGGGUCUGGCGAUAACGCAGGUGAUGGCGUUGACGGGUAUGGUCCAGUGGGGAAUGCGUCAAAGCGCCGAGGUGACGAACCAGCUGAUGUCCGUUGAGCGAGUCCUCGAGUACACCGACCUGACGCCUGAGCCUAAUCUAAGAGACAAAGGCAUGUUGAUGAAAAAGAAGAAGAAAGCUGCACGGGAGAUCGAGGAGAGUAUAGCCGAGACGCCCAAAGACUGGCCCAGUCAUGGUUGCAUUGAAUUUAAGGGAGUUUACAUGAGGUACGCCGAGGAAGAACCCCCGGUGCUCAAGGGACUUACGCUCAGGAUCAAGCCUACGGAGAAGGUCGGAAUCGUUGGAAGAACGGGAGCCGGAAAGUCGUCCCUCAUUUCCGCUCUGUUCAGACUAGCCAUGGUCGAUGGUGUCAUAGAGAUCGACGGAAUCGAUACCGGGACCAUCGCGUUAGAGGACUUGCGCAAAAACAUCUCGAUCAUUCCCCAGGAUCCCGUUCUGUUCUCGGGAACUCUACGUCGCAAUUUGGAUCCUUUCAACGAAUUCUCCGACCAGCUUCUGUGGGCAGUUUUGGAAGAGGUCGAACUGAAAGACGCCGUGAUAGCAAGCGGUCACGGCCUAGAUAAUCGAGUUCUCGACCGCGGCUCGAAUUACAGCGUCGGACAGCGUCAGCUGAUCUGUUUAGCUCGAGCUAUUUUGCGAAACAAUCGCGUACUGAUGCUGGACGAGGCGACGGCCAACGUCGACCCGCAAACCGACGCCCUGAUCCAGCGUACCAUUCGUACCAAAUUCGCGCCUUGUACCGUACUGACGGUGGCGCAUCGAUUGAAUACCAUUAUGGAUAGUGAUAAAGUGCUUGUUAUGGAUAGAGGACGACUUGUGGAAUACGAUCAUCCGCACAUUUUACUGCAAAAAUCACACAGCCAAUUCACAUCGCUGGUGAGGCAAACCGGCCGUGCCAUGUUCGAGCAGCUGUGCAAAGUCGCGCGUGAGGCUUACACAGCCAAGCACAAAAACGACUGAUCAUUACGAUGGCUUGAGAAUUACGUAUCUGACAAUAGCAAUCUACGGUCACUGCUAUGAAGCUUCAAUUCUUGUCUACAGAGGAACAGAUCUUUGAUAGGGAUAAAGAUAUUAUAUACAUAUUAUUGUGAUAUGUAUGAGAGGAGAUUGUCAAUUUGCGCGGAAGACGAUUUUCGAUAGGUCUUGAUAUAUAUACACACAUACACACUUAACUGUAAGUUACAUUUUGUACAUACAACUAUUUAAGUCUGGAUGAAUGACUACUGUAAAUUCUGUUGAGUUUGAAAAGUAUGAUUGAUAUAUGUAUAGAAACCAAAAACGCUGACGCUUUUCGUCAGAUAUAUUUUACGAAUCUAGCAAGAAGUAUUAUAAUGUUGCUUGUAUAAGAAGAGAUUUCUAUCAAUUCCGUGAAAAUAUUUCAAUUAAUGUAUCUAACAAUUAUUGCACAUGUAAUGUAGAACGUAGUGUAUGUCGUUUAACGAUUUUCAGGUGUUAAAAUGUGAUAAGGUAAGCAUGUUUAAUAACUUGGAAGUAUAGUGCAACUAAAUGCGACGACUCAGCAUGAUACAAUCGCGAAAAAGAACAGUAAAGUUCUUGCCUUAAAGAGAUACUUAUUUUUUAUAUAGUUUUUCGAUAAAAUACUACUGCCAAAAGAUACCUACUCGUACUUUCGUACAUUUAUAUCUAUAUACCAACAUGAUCCAAGCAUUGUUUGUACCUUGAAAAUUUGUAUAUCGAUUUCUUACGAUAAUUUAAAUAUGUAACUGUAUUAAAUGUAACAUAGACUGUACUUAUAGGAAUAUAUAUUUUUUUCUAAUAUUUAAAUUUAAUUAAAAGUGUACAAAGAUUAUGCGUCGAUUAAAUUAUGCGAGAAUUAGACGUUAUUUUGUUGAAAAUAUGAGUAUUCAUAUCAAUAUAAACAUUAUUUUAUAUAAGGGCGUCUUUACUCUUGUAUGAAAAUUAUAAAAUAAAUUGAUUAAUUGUUUUAAACAUUUUGGGGUUUGAUAAUGAUUAAAAACCAUAUAAGAUUCAUAAUUUUUAUUUUCGUUACAGAUAAUAUGCAGACGAAUACAGAUUUUACAAAACCAAUUUUGCAUGAAUCAAAAGACGCAUGCAAGAUUUGAGUAUAGGUGUGCAGAUCAAGGCGCAGAAUUACUUUUCAAUAACUCAUUAAUUAAUUUAACAUGAAGUUUCAAUUCAAUUUUAUACAAAAUAACAAUAAGACAGAAUGCGCAAUAAAAAGUAAUUCUGCGUUAUUUUGCACAUUAAUAAUUUUUCCAACGAAAUUUCAUCAAUGCACAUACUUUAUACAUUAAAUCCCGUUGAAAUACUCAAUGCGGUACACUUUUAUCCGUAGAAUCCUAGUAAUUAUUACUCCGUCAGACUUUAAAAAGUUGAAUCGCAUUAUUUAGGACCCAUCACUUUUUCCUGAUUAUAUACAAAGUAAAGUGCAAAACAUUUUUCUCCUUUUCUUGUAUCUCUCAAAACAAAUUACACUUUUACGUUAGUUUUUAUCGUUAUUUACUGUUAUAUAUAAAAUCUUAUUGUUUUUGUCAUGCUAUCCUACCCUGCCUGUUAAUAUAUAAACGUACUAUAGCUGGAAAAAAAUAUGAGUGAUAUUGUUUAUACUGGAGAAAUACUUUGCAAAAGACAAAGAAUUCGAGUAAAAUGUAGCAGGUGUAACUUUUCGAUUAUGUGUUAAAAACAAAUGCUUUUAUAAUGCUUGAAACCCACGUCAAUGGGAAAUACGUCACCUGUUUCUUGAAUGAUAAAUUACAAGAGAACAGAGUCACUUUAUUCUACAAAAUCAGUGUUUAGAAGGAAAUUAAGAAAACGUUAUCAGUAAAAAUUAUCAAGACUGGUCAGAUGUUUGCUUAAUUCAUAUUUACCAGAUCGUUUGUCGAAAAACCCAUUACGUGGAAAAAAAGGUAAUUUUGAUAAAAAUUAAAAAAUAAAUUUAUUUUUGUUUUAAUUUACAAUUUCAUAAUAUAUACAGAGAGAUCAUUACAUUUAUAAAACUUUUAAAACGGUUUAGGAAUAACCUAAAUCAUUUUUCAAUUCUGUCAAUGGCCUUAUCCAUUCUGAAAAAUAGAUCCUCGGUACUGCAAUAAUAAAGAAUAGCAAAUGUACAAUUGGAAUAGUUAAGAAAAUAAAUUAAAAAAUUACGCGUUUAUUUAUUUUUUUCUUUAUAAUUUUUACUGAAAAUAUUAUCUCAAUACCCAAAAGCAUUUUUCAAAUAAUUUCAAAUGAAAAUGUUAAGAAGAGAGAUACUUUUACGUAUAAAUUAAACAAUAAAAAUAUAAAAAAAUUGGCUACAUAAUUUCAGUGCAACUCUGUCCUCUGUCUAAGAUCGCGUCACAGUUUCGCGAUCACGUGGAAGAGCUUUUUUUUCUCAUUCAAUCUCCUCUGUUAUCCGUACUUUAACAUGCGGUAUAUCUUUCACUUUAUAUACUCGUUCGCAUACAUAUAUAUUGCGCUCAGGCGUGAAACUUUCAAAUAUACAAUUUUUGGUUCUAAUCGAUUCUUCUUAAUAGAUUUAAAAAAGAAAUAAUCAAAAUGUACUCGAAUCUUAAAAAAAAAGAAAAA
Molecule: messenger RNA, 7374 nt
Organism: Nasonia vitripennis (jewel wasp)
Lineage: Eukaryota; Metazoa; Arthropoda; Insecta; Hymenoptera; Pteromalidae
Product: multidrug resistance-associated protein 4
Exons: 16
Coding region: 556-4788 (1410 amino acids)
Biological process (GO): transmembrane transport
Cellular component (GO): membrane
Molecular function (GO): ABC-type transporter activity; ATP binding; ATP hydrolysis activity
Source: RefSeq, a predicted model, not a curated record